ACUCAAACGAACGAUUCGUUGAGCAAGAAGAACAAGAGAGUAUUUGUUGAAAGUGGAUCCUGGCGGAAAACGCUAGUGUAGAUAAUAAUUUACAUCUAGAUAAUGAAUUAAGUCAGUUAAGUAAGUUAAUAAUCAACAGUUAAUGUUAAUAUAAGAUAAUUAUUAUUUCGACACGACGCGUCGUGCAUGAAAGACGACUCCUCGCUGAGUUCAGCCCGUUUCAUGUCAAGCUGCUGAUAUUUCUCUUAUAUAUCAGUCGUAUGUUCUCUUCCGCAACACUUAGAUGUACCUUCAGAGGACUGUGUCUGAGGACAGCGGACAGGUGGAUUAAACAAGACUCGCUCCAAAGGUUCUCCUACAGAUAACCGACGACCCUUACAGAUACCGAGAGCUUUCAAGAAACACAACCAGAGACACUUCACUACAGAGGUCAGCAUGAAGAAACUGCUUGUGGACGUGGACUGUGGUGUGGACGAUGCUCAGGCUCUCAUGAUGGCUUUGGCGGUUCCUGACGUGCAGAUCCUGGGCAUCUCCUGCGUUCAUGGAAACACUUCGGUGGAGAACGUCUGCAAGAACGUCCUGCGCGUCCUGAAAGUGUGUAAGCAUCUGGAGAUUCCUGUAUUCAGUGGAGCAACUAAAUCACUCUUGGGACAGACCGUAAGUGCUGGAGAUUUUCACGGCAAAGAUGGACUCGGGGACGCCCCGGACCCCGAUGCUCCUGGCCUGGACCUUGUCCAGAAAGAGGGCGCCGUAUCAGCCAUGAUCCGAAUAGUCAAUGAGAAUCCUGGAGAGGUGUCUUUAGUGGCCACGGCUCCGCUGACAAAUGUGGCUUUGGCAGUGAAACUUGACCCCUCAUUUCCCCAAAAACUCAGAGGCCUUUACAUUAUGGGUGGCAAUACAGACUCUCGUGGGAACACCACUGUAUGUGGAGAGUACAACUUUGCAGCUGAUCCUGAAGCAGCAUAUAUCGUUCUGAAUGAAUUCAUCUGCCCAGUUUACAUUGCAAGCUGGGAGUUCACCUGUCGCAGUAAAUUACCCUGGGAGUUCUGUGACGGUUGGCUGGCUCAGGACACAGAUAAGGCUCGGUUUAUGAAGCAGAUCUUCAAGCACAGCAUGGAGUCGUCCCACAGCGAGAGGAUUGAGAAGGAGCUGGUGGAUGGCCAGGGGUUCAUCUCCUGUGACUCUUAUGCCAUGGCAGCAGCCAUAGACGACACGUAUGUCAUUGAAACUGAACAGAAAGCCGUCACAGUAGAGCUGGCGGGGAACUGGUGCCGGGGAAUGAUGGUUGUGGAUCACCUCGAUAUCCUGAAGAAGACUCACAAAGCCCACAUCUUGAAGAAAGUGGACUUGGAGAGGUUUAAAGUGCUCAUGAUGAACGCUUUGAAAUAA
This is a messenger RNA of Carassius auratus (goldfish), 1389 nucleotides long. Its product is annotated as nuc_hydro_CeIAG domain-containing protein. Gene Ontology annotation, molecular function: hydrolase activity, hydrolyzing N-glycosyl compounds. The coding region runs from base 436 to 1389 and encodes 317 amino acids. The transcript is spliced from 7 exons. The record is from RefSeq and is a predicted model, not a curated record. Lineage: Eukaryota; Metazoa; Chordata; Actinopteri; Cypriniformes; Cyprinidae.